Molecule: messenger RNA, 1968 nt
Organism: Trametes versicolor FP-101664 SS1
Lineage: Eukaryota; Fungi; Basidiomycota; Agaricomycetes; Polyporales; Polyporaceae
Exons: 2
Coding region: 56-889 (277 amino acids)
Source: RefSeq, a predicted model, not a curated record
AACCUCCUCGUCGCACCCGGUCCCCUCGCCCCCGUCCUCGUCCCCCGACGUCGCCAUGCCGUCUCUUCGCCGCACCCUUUCUUCCCCUUCUGUCAGGUCCUCUCCCUACGCCUACCCCUCGUCCUCCGCGAACGCGAAUGUCCACGCUACGCGUGCUGCCAAUCCCCAGCCCCGCAGGUCGUCGGGUUCGGACACCGGCAGCCGCCGUGUUCUCGCCGACAUCGACUGGUGGCUCGUUCACGACACUCAGCGCGACUUUGUCGCUGACCCCGUGGGUACGGAGGAGGACUCGGAUGACCAGGGUGCGGCAGAGAACGUGCAGCUUCGUCACGGUGCGCCGAACGUCCUCCCAGAGGACGACGUCGCGAUCCCGCCCCCUGUGGCGGCCCCUGCCGCCGCUAUCAGCGCAGGCUCGGCUAUGGGCGGCUUCGAGGGCGACGAUCUCCUCUCAAGCCCCCUGUGGGACGUCUCUACGGAUGACGACUCGUUUGGGAUGGGCUAUCCGGAGUCCAUGUCGCCCCUGCCCCAAUUCGCGUCCCUCUCCGUUGCGCCACGGACACCCCUGCGUAGGCACGCGUCGGUAUCGUCGCAAUCGUCGGUCGAGAGCUCUCCAGCAGACUCGCUCUUCACUCUCCCGACCUACAUGGACGUCCUGCGGCCCGACAUGCCCGUCCACCCACCCGCAUUCGCGCCCAGCCUGGCACCCCGCCGUCCUACCAAUGCGCGCGCAUCGUCCAUGGUCGCGCGCUCUGUGAGCUACUCCGCGGUUGAGUUCCGUCUGUCCACCUCCCGGUCUGGCGACGAUCGGUUUGGCGACAUCGUCCCCUCGCCCCCGCCUUUCUUCUCGUCUACAAUGGAAGACAACGAGAUGGACGACCUCUUUUACUGAGGUGCAUGCCGCGGAGCGCUCUCCCAAUGUGGACCGAUGGAGAGCAAGGUGUAAGAUCGCGGAUGAAGAAAAGGCGAAGGCCACAUCCUCUUGUUUCCCCUGGCUCAUUCUAUCCUCCCACCACGGGCCCUUGGUUGUCCACGCGGCCUCUCACAUUCCCACUUCCCCAAGGUCGUUGGAUCGCCUGCCACGCUAGCGCAAGGCACUGCGAGGUAGGCCAUUGAGUUGGUCGGCCCCGGUCCUCUUGCCUCUUGUCUGGCUCACAUCCCGCCUACUGUCCCACCACCACCCUUGUACGUCUGUCCUCUCUCACACCAGGCACCGCGCAGGCGGUUGCCGCGCAUGCUUCUCAUUCUCUCUCUACAUCAUCUCCCGGACAGUGUACUCUUGCAUCUUGUUUCACCACAUUUACACGCGCCGUUCACCGCCCCCCACUUCACGUUCACGUCCCGCGCAAUGCAACGUUCCGUACCACGCCCCACGUUCACGCCGCGGUCCCCGCCCGCGCCUCACGAGCCCACCACGUCUCCGUCUACGACGCUCACGCCCACGCUUGGCCCCCGGCCCAUCCGCGUCCCCGCUCUUGCUUUGCCCCCAGGACGACCGCGACGACGUGGCGAAAACUACGCGCCCCGGCUCCUCCUACCUGUUCUGUAGUUGUCCCACCCCCUGCGAUUACGCGUGCGCGCUCUCUAUUUGUUCUGAGCCCUCCGCGUCGGCCCGUACCUUGUUUGUGUUUCGUGUCCCGUGUCCGUGUCCCCCUGUCCAGUACAUGUCCGCUGCGCUUGUUUCGUGUUUCCGUUCUUCCGUGUCGUGAGAUCCACCCUCCCCACACUCUGUAACGACUAGACAUGCAUUCCUCUCUCGAUCGCCGCGAUCGUGCUGUCUCCCGCGUUGGUGCAUUAGUACUCGUUUGCUUUCCUGUCCCACCCCCUCCGGCGCGCACGUACGGCGUCCCCUCCCCCGCCGACGGCCCGUCCGAGCUUCCCCUCUUAUACGUGAUGAUGAUGAUGAUCCACUGCUGAUGACCUUUUUACGACUCUUACCUCCCCACCCAGUACCCCCCUACCCAACACUCC